Prorocentrum cordatum is the source of this 915-nucleotide messenger RNA. NCBI's taxonomy places the organism in Eukaryota, Dinophyceae, Prorocentrales, Prorocentraceae. The record is from the annotation of a GenBank genome assembly.
GGCGCCUCGGGCGCCGCCCCCUGGCCCGCCCCGCGCUUCCAGGGAGGGGGGUGCGGCUCCGAUCCGAGCAGUCCAUGCGGGCCUCCGAGUCUUCGUGUUGAUGCCACUGUGUGUUCCCCUGCCUUCGUACGCCGCCUGGACGCGGCGCUCGCGGUGCAUGGCGCCGGGCCGCUGUCUGUCUGGUGGGCCCCCGACCGCGCGCUCCACUUCACGAUCUUCCAGUUCACGGAGCACCCGUGCCUCAUGGCAGAGGACUUCUGACGUCCGGGACCGCUGCACACCCCUGAGCGGCGAGGACGACCGGCGCUUGUGCGCCGCGGUGGCGGAGCGGGUCUCAGGGCUGGCCGCGCCGAAGGUCGCGCUCCACGGCCUCCGCCUGAUGCCCGACGGGUCGCUGCUGCUGCUCUUCCUGGAGGCGCCCAGCGCCCCGGACGCCGUGGGCGCCCUGCGCCGCUCUUGCGCCGGGGCGGCCGUGGCGGCGGGCCAGGAGACGGGCAGCCCGUGAGGCCGAAGGACUUCCUGCACGUCGUGGUGGGCCGCGUGCUGGAGGUCGGGGCUCUCUCGGAGGAGGCGCGGGGGGCGCUGGCGGCGGCGGCGGCCGGCGAGGCGGGGCCCGUGGCCCUGCGGGGUGUGGACCUGGUCGCGCAAGAGGGCGCCGAGGUGGAGCUGUGCCUCCCGGUGGUGGACCUCGUCAGGACCUGGCAGUGGCUUCACACCUCGGGGGCACACGGUCCUCGGCAGCUACAGGCUCGCGCCCCCCGCGCCCUGAGGCCGCGCAUCCCCCGCGCCCUGAGGCCGCGCCUCUCCCCUCCGACGGGCCGGGCUGCCCCCCGUGGGCCCGCCCUGCGAGCCGAGCAGGCGCCGCGCAGGCCUGGCCGCGCUCGGCCAGAGCUUCCUGUUCGCUGCCUGCUAGGA